CAGCCUCUGUCGCCGGGGCCGGGGCCCCCGUGAGGCCGCACCUCGGGACGGUGUCGUCCCUCCCCACGCGCACAGUCAGGGAUGCGGUUUCGACCCGGCCUUUUCUGACGAGGCCUGGCUGCGUCCCGCUGGCCCUCGGCCGUGCGCGACGCCGUUUACCGGCGGGGCUGCGCGGUUAAAUAGGAAAGCAUGCCGGGGCCGCGAUAGCCCAGGCCGGCCCGACACCGCUGUCUGUCGGGGGCGAAGGGUCUCACCGGGCGGGAGCGGGCGGUGCCGGGGAGCAGCGGAAAGUAGGCCCACGGUGGGGAGAAAGGUGGUGCUUGGAAACCGAAGCAAGGGUUGGUGGCGGGCUGGCCGUCUUCUGUGGUGCGGGUAGCUCGGCCGGGUGGUAAGGCGCAGCUGGUCGUGCCCAGGUACACCGGCCACUAGAGUGGAAAGUCAGGUGAAUUAUCUGAUGGAGUUGAAAGUCUACAACGAGCAUUGCAGAAAUUCAGAAAGAUGUGGAAUAUCGACUGCCGUUCACUGUAAACAACUUGACAAUUAAUAUUAACAUCUUGCUUCCACCUCAGUUUCCUCAGGAAAAACCAGUCAUCAGUGUUUUCCCACCUGUGAGACAUCAUUUAAUGGACAAGCAAGGAGUAUAUGUGACUGGUCCGUUAAUAAGUAAUUUUACGAUGCACUCAGAUCUUGGAAAAAUUAUUCAAAGUUUACUGGACGAAUUUUGGAAGACACCUCCAGUUCUGGCUCCCAGCUCAGCAUCAUUUCCAUACCUUUUCAACAAACCAGCUGGAAUGCCUCCAUUUGCUCCUCAGGGGUUUCCAUUUCUUCCUCCAUACCCACCCCAAGAAACAAAUAGAAAGAUGGCAGCCGUGCCAAUUGCUGAACCAGUCUCUUCAAGCUAUGCUACAGACAAACCUGCUGCUCCCUCUUAUGGCUUGAUUGCUGAUCUGCCACUACCUGUUCCAACAGCAGAAGCAGCGCUUCAGGUUGGCCAGAAUGGAUUUAAUUACAAGAUGCCCGAUGUUCCUGAUACAUUUCCAGAACUCUCAGAACUAAGUAUAUCGCAGCUGACCAGUAUGAACGAGCAAGAGGAAGUGUUACUGGAACAGUUUGUGACUCUGCCGCAACUGAAGCAAGUCAUUACCGACAGAGAUGAGUUAGUGAAGAGCAUUGAAGAGCUGGCAAAAAAAAACUUGUUGCUGGAGCCUAGUCUUGAGGCAAAAAGACAGAUGGUGUUGGAUAAAUAUGAGCAACUCACACAGAUGAAAGCAGCCUUUGAAAAAAAGAUGCAAAGACAGCAUGAACUUAGUGAGAGUUGCAGUCCAAGUGCUCUGCAAGCCAGACUUAAGGUAGCUGCUCAUGAAGCUGAGGAGGAAUCUGACACAAUUGCAGAAGACUUCUUGGAAGGCAAAACAGAAAUAGAUGACUUUCUUAGUAGUUUCAUGGAAAAGAGAACGCUCUGCCACUGUAGACGAGCCAAAGAGGAAAAACUUCAACAGGCAAUAGCAAUGCACAGCCAAUUUCAUGCUCCGCUAUAGACUCCCUGCAAACUACACCUGCCAAGAGAAGUGAAAAACCCAAGAAAGCACACUUUUUAAUAGCUAUUAUUUGCAAAUUAGCAUUUCAUCUUGUAUGGUUGUAUUUAUAGAACAGAUUGUAUAGAGUUGGGAUGGUUUUUGUACAAAUUAGAAUGUCUCUUUAUAUUCUCAUUGUACUCAAGAAUCCUUCUAUUGCAAUCUUUGCACUAAUUUCUUGUAUUUAUUGUUGAUAAUUCUUACUAUAUUUAAGUUCCUGCUGCUAUACUCCAUUCUUCAGAGAUUAAAUAUCUAAACAUGUAAUUUUGACUAGCUUUUUACAUUUUUAUAAAAACACAAUUCAUAUAUUUUGUAUUUCGAACGUUAAACAUAGAUUGGGCUUAUCUGUGAAAGAGUGAGAUACAUGGUGAUAAGACUUUGGAAACUGAAGAAGUUCACGAUUAGAGAUUGUCGGUGGAUUCACAAGUUGUCUUUUCUUGAAGCCAAAAUGUUUAAGAACAAGUUUUUUUACUUUUAAGUAAUAAUACAAAACUUAAGUAUAGCCUGUAUUGUGUUUUGGAUAAGUAGAUUUGGAUUAAGCAAAGGAUGUGUUGGAACAAAUUACAUUGGAUUCAAAACAGAAUAAAUGAUCUCUGCAUAGAUUUGGUAUGUUGCUCAGUAGCACUAAUGCACUUGAUUUCAGGACUGACUUGGUACCUACCACUGUAAUUAAACACAUUUUUCAUCCAACA
Molecule: messenger RNA, 2266 nt
Organism: Colius striatus (speckled mousebird)
Lineage: Eukaryota; Metazoa; Chordata; Aves; Coliiformes; Coliidae
Gene: VPS37A
Product: VPS37A subunit of ESCRT-I
Exons: 12
Coding region: 624-1538 (304 amino acids)
Biological process (GO): ubiquitin-dependent protein catabolic process via the multivesicular body sorting pathway; protein targeting to membrane; protein targeting to vacuole
Cellular component (GO): ESCRT I complex
Source: RefSeq, a predicted model, not a curated record